Messenger RNA from Tachysurus fulvidraco (yellow catfish), 366 nucleotides. Its product is annotated as ubiquitin-like protein ISG15. Bases 22 to 366 code for a protein of 114 amino acids. Lineage: Eukaryota; Metazoa; Chordata; Actinopteri; Siluriformes; Bagridae. The record is from RefSeq and is a predicted model, not a curated record. Gene Ontology annotation, molecular function: protein binding. The transcript has a single exon.
GAUCAUUAAAAAGAAGAUAUUAUGGAGCUCAUCAUCAAAGUCCUGAGUGGGGAAACAAAGACCGUGCAAGUGAAUCCAGGUGACACGAUUGGUGCACUCAAGCAAAAAGUUGCCCAAAUCUUUAAUGCAAGACCUUCACGGCUGAAGCUUUCUGUCACCAAUGGGUGUGUCGUGCAGCUGGACAAUGACCAGGAGACUGUGAGCAGUUAUGGUCUGAGUUCAGGGGCCACGGUGAUGCUGCUGAUCUCCAUGACUCCCGUGCCGCUUCAGGUGUUUGUGAAGAAUGAGAAGGGACAGAUGAAGACAUAUGACAUCACUGACGAUGAAACUGUUGAUCAGUUGAUGAAAAAGGUUCACCAAAUUUAA